Molecule: messenger RNA, 1069 nt
Organism: Portunus trituberculatus (swimming crab)
Lineage: Eukaryota; Metazoa; Arthropoda; Malacostraca; Decapoda; Portunidae
Exons: 3
Coding region: 250-627 (125 amino acids)
Source: RefSeq, a predicted model, not a curated record
AGGGAAAGAGUACGGCACCAACUCCCCUACAGCAAACAUCUGCCUACCUGCCUACCUGCCUGCCUGCCUGCCUGCCUCCCUCACUCUCCCCCUAUUUGUGUCACCUUCAAAAGUUUUCCACUGUACUCACCUCCCUGACCUCGUUUCGCUGUGCCUUUCCCACGUUUCCUUUCACCACUCAAAACUUAUUCAUUAAAAUUAGUCAGCAGUUCACGGUGAUUUAUCCAUCCCAGCCUACAUCUUACUACAAUGACUUCUAAAGGUCACAUUUGCCUACUCGCUCUUCUGCUGACCAUCGGGAUCGUCAGGGCGUCACAGGAGGCCGCUGAGAACAAGGAUGAGAGGGAUGAUGGAGGGCGGUUCUUCUUUUCGACUACAUCUACUGGUUCAAACGACAACUCGAGCAUCACAUUAACCCUGGGCGUGGGGGACAUCCUGCUGGCCCUGCUUGCCGUGGCGCUCAGUGUGGCUGCCGGUGUGGUCCUCGCGGGGGUGCUCCUCGGAAACCCACUGGACGGCUCCACCGGCUACACCGCCCCCACAUCCUACGGCAGCGAAGGACACACUGCUGAAAGUUCCUACGCCGUCCUGCGCUCCCUUGAAACAGCGGCCCGAAAGAACGAGUAGCCCAGCAGCAACGUGAGGAACAUCAGCCGCACCAUAACUUCCUGCCUCGCCCGCCGCUGGUCCGCCUCGCCAGACUGUCACUAGCACGCUGUCAACAUUUCCGUCUCUUGAAUCGUUUCCCUCAACCUUCUUCUUUCAUAACUUGCCUCGCUGGACACAAUUUUUGUAGUUCAAUGACAUAUCUUUCUCUUCUUAAUUUUGUUCCUCUAUUGCCACUUUGUACAGAAUCGUUCUCUUUCUUGUAAUUCUUCCUUUCUUUCCUCUUUCGCUUUUCUUAAUCAAAUAGUAACCAAACUGCAAAUAAAAUCUCAAGGCGAGGACCAGCGGCGGCCAAGGGACCAAGAGUUUGUGCGCAUGUACAAUAUUUGCACAGACCUUGACUAUAUUUAUUAUAUUUAUAUUUUUGUAUAAAUUCUAAACAUACAAAUAAAUAUUAAGGUUA